This is a messenger RNA of Gigantopelta aegis, 5488 nucleotides long. Its product is annotated as RNA polymerase II-associated protein 1-like. Gene Ontology annotation, cellular component: nucleus. The record is from RefSeq and is a predicted model, not a curated record. The transcript has 32 exons. The coding region runs from base 460 to 4539 and encodes 1359 amino acids. Gene Ontology annotation, biological process: transcription by RNA polymerase II. NCBI's taxonomy places the organism in Eukaryota, Metazoa, Mollusca, Gastropoda, Neomphalida, Peltospiridae.
CUUUUUUCUCUUAUUGAGAUGGGGGUGGAGAAACUUUAAUUUUAACUUUUUAACAAAUCUGUCAAUAUUAUUUCAUUGGCUCACCAAAGUCUAGACUCUCCACCCCAGCCCCACCUCCACCAUCGCCACCACCCCGCAUAUUUUUCUGCACACAUGUCUGCGUUAGUGAAUGGACUUACUAAGGAUGAUCGAUCUACUGGAUUUUUUAAACGUACUAUCUAAACUCCUUUCAGUUCGUUUCGGUGAUUCAAUCGGACCCAUUUAAUCCGGGAAUUUUAAAGAUGGAUGCGCCCAUGAUAAAGUAACAAAUUUCAGUGUAUGAGGCUUUUGAAAUGAGAGCAUGUGUAUGUAUUGUACACACAACCACUAUAUACUUUUGAAGUAAGAAGAUUGUUAAAAGUGAGGAAGGUGAAAGUAUGAUGAAGUAUUGUUUGAAAACAUUUGUUUAACUUCACAAAUAUGAUUCGAAGACCAAAAAAGGGCGAAACUGAAGAAGAUUUGCUGAAAUUCCAGCAGGAGUUUUUGAGUUCAGGGAAGGACUCUGCUGCCAAUGUUGUCAAGAGAACAGACAAGAGGAAGCCUGAUUCCAGUGGUGAUGCCCGGGAUCAGGUUCAAAUGGAAGCUUUCCCGUCCAGUGUCCCAACACUGGAACCAGCUCCAUCCAAGAAGUCAAAGUUUCAAGCGGCACAAGAAAAGGCAUCUACUGACAUUGAGGACGAUCCUUACAAACGACUUGAUAAAGAUGACAAACAUAUGGCAGCCAUCCUUUCUCAUAUCAUGGAACGUGAUACACGGAAUGCUGCUGUCCUGUUACCAAGACAGUCAACACAGCCAUUCCCAUCGGUGCUUCACAGGACAGUAGAUAAACCUACUAGUGGAAAGCAAGGCAAAAAAAUGAGUUUAUUUGCCCAGCAAAUGGCACAGUCUGGUCCAGUACAGUUUGGAGUGGCUCUUCAGCAGGAGGUACAAAAGCAUGGAGAAAUGCUGGAUAAGAAGUCAUAUUUUGAACAAGAUAGUGGCAGAACAUCUAAAAUAAUUCAUGGAACAGGCCUGAGUGCUUCAUUAGCAGAUGAGGAAGCACAGAAGAUUCACAGUGAAAACCUUAAACAAAUGGCAUCCAUGACUGAACAGGAAAUACUUGAAGAACAGAAAAAACUGCUGGAGAUGUUAGAUCCCAAGUUAGUGGAAUAUCUUAGAAACUUAAAAAAAGAUUCAAAGUCAUCGGCAGAAGCCAUGGAGACAAGUGAUGAUAGUGCAGAUACUUCUUCCUCUAAGAAAGGGGCAAAGAAGAUGCAAAAAGAAACCCCUGAUCUGCCACUGGUUCCUGAGAAAGAUUGGCUUCAUAUGGACAAGAUUGAAUAUGACAAACUGGAAUGGAUGAAAGAGUUACCACCCCCAGUCACGGGAAAUUCAAAAACUGGGAAACCUGCUCGUUUUGAUUUCCAAGGCAACCUUCUACAAGCUGAUGCAGAUAUUCCAGUAACAAAGGGACUUCAUCACCAUGGAGAUGAACCAGAGAGAGCUGGUUACUCCCUGGAGGAGCUAUUUGGUUUAGCCCGGAGCACAAAUAUUCAACAGAGAACAUUGGCACUUCAUACUUUGGCAAGAGUGGUCACUAAGGCUAAAUCAGGAGGUUUCAUAGGGCUGAUACAGACUCCGGUGUUGCCGUCCAUCAUUGAUGCUGGGGUCAUCUUCCUCCUGCGCUGGUCUCUUGAUGAUAGUGUUGAUGCCGUGGUCUUUGCAGCUGUCAGUGCCAUGCAUGCUUUGCUCUGCAAUAUGGCUGAUGAGGCUUGUCAGGACAGAGUGACUAGCUGGUUCCAAGGUCAGACAGUGGCAAGCCUGCGACCUUCAAGUGCUGAAUCUUCUGAAGACGGCAUUGAGGAGAAACCAGAUGAAAAUGAUGCAGACGUGGCCAAGAAGGAUCUCAUUCUGGCUCUUGUGACACGAAUGAGGUUUCUUCAGCGACUGUUUUAUAUCCUCAAAACACGUAGACCGCAGGCGGUGACCGUUGUUCAGCUUCUCGAUAUUUUCACUAGGAUAGCCAGCCAUUCUGCAGCAAUGGCUUAUGAGAUUGUUCAUUUUCCAGGAUUGAUAGAUUUAAUUGUACAAGAGUUCCUCCCUACUGCAUGGCAUUCACUUGAUACCACUAAACCUGUAUCGGAGGUGUAUGGUGUUCCUCUGCCUGCAGCUCUCAGAAUGGUCAGGAAGAUUUGUCAAGCUGGCAAAAACAUGGCUGCUAUCAUGAUUGCUAAUCAUAAUUUACGAGCUAUAUUGUUGAGAUAUAUUGCAGUCACUCCAAGGGAUAUGCAGCUGCCAUUUAAGGAAGCAUCUAGUUUGCAAACUGAGAGUUUUAGAGUUUGGAGAAUUUGUCUCUCGUAUGGUCUGUCAGCAGAAAUAUAUGUUGACUUAUAUUCCACUUUGGUGAAGUACCUGCAAACCACUCAGCAGAGACUCACUGGUGACUUAGCUCUCCCAGACGACGACCUCAAUAAGGAUGCAGACAUGCUGUCCUGUUUGGAAAGUGUUAUACUGGUUGCAGCAACACCUCAAAAUGUUCCGGGAUUUACUAGAAGUCAAGAUGGCAUGGACAUGGAAUCCGAGAGUUCUGACUGUGUCACCUCACCUGCUGUCAUCUGGAGUCACGUGACUGACCUACUGCAGCCAGUCACGUCUUGUUUGAAAUUUGUGUUUAACAGAAUCAAAGACACUUAUCAGUUCAAGAAAUUUGACCUGCAGUUUGCUACCUCAUGUGUUAACAUGGUCGCAACCUUUUAUGCAAAGCUUGAAAAUCAGCCAGGAUACAAUCCAGUUGACUGUUUACAACAAAUAGAGACAUUUUUGUAUGAUGUGUUCCUGCCAUGUUGGAAGUCUUUGGGUUUUCAAGUGGUUCGGGAAAGUUUGAGUAAGCAUUCAAACCUGAUCUCUGGACUUGACCACAGUACUGAAGAAACAAUGACCAGUCUACCUGAACUACAAACUUCAUUCCCAGAGAGAGAUCUCACGCUGCCAGUCCUGUCCCCACACAGUCCGUUCCCCUUCCUCACGGCCUGUCUCAGAUUAGCUUACAUAAUCUGUAAGCUGCACAAGGGACUUAUAGAUGAGGUGCACCAAGAAGUAUCCAUGGCUGAAGAUCUUGUAAGCUAUAUGAAGAAAAUAUCUCUAGACAAGCCUAGUCCGCUGAGGAACAACUAUUUCACUAGAUUUGAGAACAUCUUCCAGUUUUAUGUCAUCAAGUUACAGGCGCUCAAGGUAUCCCAUCAUGCAUCCCUCUUUCAUCAGUGUGGUCUUCAACUGUUAACAAGACUUCACCAUGGCGAUGAACAUCUAGCACAUGAUAUUCUGUCUACAGUCAUAUUUAAUCCUCACUUCAUAAGUGAGGGUAAAGAUGAAGAACUUGCCUGUCGGUCAAUGGCAGAAAUGAAAUUAGGGGAGACAACCCAUCUUAGAAGUGCUACUCAGGAGGAGAUAACUGUAACGAGGAGUCAGCUAAUGCAAGAUGCCUACUCCUGUUUACCCAGUAUUAGAACAACGUAUCUCACUGCCUUUUCUAUGUGGGAGAAAUCUGUUAGACAAUCCAGAUCAAGACAUCGUCAGGUUCCCCAGGACAUAGACAUGUUUUUAACUUCCCAGAUUGGAGAGUUCCUUCUUCCUUGUGAUUGGAUGUACUUGCCUCUAGUUGACCUUUUUAACAAAUUUUCAACAGUGGGUUCAUCUGGAAGCUUACCUCCAAAUCUUGUAACAAUGGCAUCAGAUGUUCUUCGUUGGGUGUUUCUUCUGGAGUGCUGGAGACCAAACAUUCUGGCAUCUGUAUCUGUGACACUGAAGAUCUCGCGAGUUAUGUGUGCAUUUAUGGCAGGUAAUGACUUGUUUCUGGAGAGAUCUGUCCACUGCUAUUUGGCUGCUCUGUUGAGGGAAUAUACUAAACCUGUUCUGCUCGACAAGAUGAAAUUUGAUGAACCCAUACCAGGCCUCUCAUCAUUCUAUGAGCUGUACCUGUCUCUCUUGGAACAGUAUGAGGCUGUCUCAUUUGGUGACUCGCUGUUUGGAAGUUACAUCCUUUUGCCAAUGCAACAGAAACAUGAAAGUGACCUUCGCACGGUCAUAUGGGGAGAAAAGCCUGGAAUUCUCCGAAGCCUCUUUCUACCUGUCAAAGAGUUGCUGAUUCCCAUUGAAAGGUUCCUGAGCCCCGAUGAGUCGGACGUAGAUCUGUUAAAGAUGUACUUUGGUCACCUGAUGUCUCAGACGGUGCGAGCACAGUGGUCUCCCCUCAUGUACCUCAUCGCUGUGCACCACGUCAACAGGUUCCUCUUCUACACUCACGACAGCACCAACACCGAUUUGAGAAACAAAAUGUGGAACAGAAUUCUUGUGUGUAAACUGGAGGAAGUGAAAAAGCAUUUGAUCUACUACAAGACAGUUGAUACCGAUGCCGAUUUCAGUAUGGCCCUGUAUACAGACCUUCCACCAAACAGAAACAAACUUUUCAAGAUGAGGAAAGAAUUAAUGACAAAUAAUCCGCUGGGACUACAUUCCAAGUGAACAAAUGUAUACUGAAUUGUCAACCAUGGAGCAUGAUAAAUUUAAAAUAUUAAAAAUAAAUUGUGUUUCAGAUGGAUGUUGUCAACAUUGUUGUACCUAGACAUUAUGCAUGACCCAAAUGCGACUGGAACUAAAUUUCAAGAGGUUGAUACCCUUGAGUGUGGCUUAAGCUCAGAUUCUGACACAGUGAGAAUAAAUAAUUUUACAUCACCAAGGUCUCCAGAGGAAGUGGGGAAGAAAAAACUGAAGUUGGAGUUGUCAAACUUUGACUCGAUUCAUUCAUAUUCCAUACAAACUAAUAUUUAACACAUAUCAGUAUUAACACUUUCUGGCCAACACAUAAAGCAUGCAUUUGGACAGGAUUUUAAUCUCUCGGAAACAUCAAUCUCUCAAACUAAUGCACUGGUACCAGCCAAUUUCCUGUACAAACUAGUAAUAUAUAUAAUAAACUCCAAAACCUGAAAACAUCAACCUCUCAAAAGUAACUUCUUUUCCCAGUAUACAGAUUUAAUAGAUAUUAAGCUUCCACAACUGGAAGGAGGUGAAAUUAUUGAACUAUUGUUGAUGGCAGUAAAAUGUAUUGUCAGCGAUGUGAAAUGUGUGUAUCUCGGAAAGACAGUGCUGGCAGUCAAUGUCUUUGGUAGUAAUGACCCUGAUUCUUCAUCGACAAAGCAGAAUAAAAUAUGCCUGUAUAUUGGGUUAUCAUCUGUUCACAGUAAUGGGCCUCGUUACAUAAUACCAUAUUACAGAAUGAUGUCGGCCAAACUCUGAAUAUUCUAAUUAAAUGCUACCAAGUGUUAGUAAUAUUAAUGACACGGUUAUGACAUUUUGUUAUUCUGAACAUUUCUAUUAUGCAUUCAUGUUUUAUUUUCUUACUUACCACUUGUGUAUGUAUGUGCCUUCUCCUUUUUGUUUCAUCUGUAAAUAAAUACAUUUACCUAUAAUCCCA